CAAAUAUUUAUGAUGUUGAUGUGCACUUUCCGUUUGCUUCCCAGGCGGCAGCGGCAGAUACCCCUCGCUCAUCGUCUCCUCAGCAACAGCAACAGCAACGGCAACGGCAGAACAAAGAAACAAUGAGCUACAGGCAUGUCACAGAGCCACACCGUUCCACAGGCAAAAAAAUCCUCAUCCCCUCAUGCCUUGGGAUGAUAGCUAUUGGGCACUCAAAUCUUUACCCUCCUCCACUACUAGAGUAUGGCUACCCUUAUCAACCUCCCCUAUCAAGGUCAGGGGUGUACCCUCCACCCCCACCACCCCAGGGAUAUCCGGGCUACUUCACCGACGAAUACCCUCCACCUCAACCACCACCACCAUCUCAGCCAUACUACCGGGCCUACGAUGAUGAUGAUGGAUCUUGCCUCUCUUUCCUGCAAGGAUGCAUUGCUGCUAUCUGCUGCUGCUGUCUGCUGGAGAAAUGCUGCUACUAAAGACAGGAUUGCUGCUAAAGUUUGUGCCAGCAUGCUUGGACAUCAGAUCUGUUGUUGUUCAAGUUCCAGCAAACUUCUCUUCUUUCUCUGUGUUCAUGGUCUACAGUCUCCAUGGAACACAUCCAUGGCAUAAAUCAGAAAGCUGGUGCUGUAAUAGACUUGUAUAUCUAAUAGUCUCUAUAACAAAUGUCAAACACAUUUCCAUUA
This is a messenger RNA of Musa acuminata AAA Group (dessert banana), 683 nucleotides long. Its product is annotated as protein CYSTEINE-RICH TRANSMEMBRANE MODULE 11-like. The record is from RefSeq and is a predicted model, not a curated record. The coding region runs from base 123 to 476 and encodes 117 amino acids. Lineage: Eukaryota; Viridiplantae; Streptophyta; Magnoliopsida; Zingiberales; Musaceae. The transcript is spliced from 4 exons.